Messenger RNA from Pomacea canaliculata, 1537 nucleotides. Its product is annotated as oxytocin receptor-like. Gene Ontology annotation, molecular function: G protein-coupled peptide receptor activity. Gene Ontology annotation, biological process: neuropeptide signaling pathway. NCBI's taxonomy places the organism in Eukaryota, Metazoa, Mollusca, Gastropoda, Architaenioglossa, Ampullariidae. The record is from RefSeq and is a predicted model, not a curated record. The transcript has 2 exons. Gene Ontology annotation, cellular component: membrane. The coding region runs from base 1 to 1398 and encodes 465 amino acids.
AUGUCAGGAUCUGGUGGGUCACAUCGCAUCCUGCUGCUGGCGCUGGACAGCUCCGUGGACACCUGGACAGGUGAAGACCCUCACAGUGUGUGCGGAGGUGGUCAAACGUGUGUGCAAUCACAACUCGAUGACAAAGUGUUUCCACGACAUGGAGUCCCAGACCAACUCCAGCAGCCGUGGGACAGCCUGCCAGCUUCUGGGACAACUCCACGGAGUGCUGGACAGACAGCAACGCCACCUGGCAGCAACAACAUCAACAGCAUCAGGAGCAGCAGCAACGAAACAUCGUCUUCAUCCACCGACCCCAGCCUGGUCUCCAACUGGACCGACGCCGACCUCUGGGCCGAGAACGAGGCCAUCGCCCGCAAGUUAGUCCCGGCCAUGGUCUUCGUGGGGGCGCUGAUGCUGGUGGGCAUUGUGGGCAACUCGCUGGUGGUCUACGUGUACGCAUGGCGGGUCAAGCCCACCACGCAGUACUUUCUCAUCCUGUGCCUGGCGUGCUCAGACCUUCUCAUCUGCCUGAUCCCCAUGCCAACCGAGAUCGCCGACAUGCGCUAUCACCUCACCUUCUCCUCCCCCGAAGCCUGUCGUCUGCUCCGCUUCAUCAACCUCCUGAGCUUUGUCUUCUCCAUCUUCAUCCUCCUGGUCAUCGCCGUGGACCGCUACCGCCGGGUAUGCCGUCCCAUCGGCCGCCAGAUGACGCUGAGAGAAGCCCGCUGGGGGGCGGUCGUGUCCGCCGUGAUGGCGUUGGUGAUGGCCUGGCCCAUGCUGGUGUUGACGGGGCUCCGAACUACGAUCACGCGCUUGCCGGGGCUGUAUGGUCGCGACUGUUCCUUUUCCGAUGACUUCCACAACACGCCGUACCCGCUCGCGCUCAACGUCGCGUUGGGGGUGGGAUUCCUGAUCAUGACCUUUACCCUCGCUGUCUUGUAUUUCCAUAUUUGGUAUCAUGCCAGGGGCAUCCGUCCUUUCGCCAGCAGAGACCACGACCACCAGAUUCCUCCACGGACAGCGUCAACCGCAGCAGCAGCAACGACACCAGUUCCCCGACACGGAGACUGGCAGUCGCGAUUCUGUCUUCACCUUGCAGAGGACCUCAAGUCUGAGCCAACUCCGACUUCAACCUCGACCUCGGAGUAUGAGCGGCAGAGCGGUGGACAAGACGACCAUCGUAGCCUUCACCGUGACUCUGGUCUUCGUCUUCAGUUUCCUGCCCUACCUGAUCAUAAUGUUCCUGAGAUCCUUGAUGGACGACUUCGACUACAGCAGGCGCGACACGGCGGUUGUGAACGUCUACAACAUCUUCCUGCGGUUCUACUUCAUCAACUCCGCCGCCAACCCCAUCAUCUACGGCGCUCUCAGCGCGCGCUUCCGGAGCGAGUGUCGCGUGAUCUUUGAGCGACUGAAAUGUGUGGUCGUCAGCAGGGGACGUUCGCAGUCUACUCGAGCUCAUAAGCAGAACAGAUAAGGGGUGAAAAAAAAAGGAUGAAAAAAAAAGGGAAGACUGAAGAGAAAAGGAAAAAAUUAAGGGAAAAGA